Messenger RNA from Olea europaea var. sylvestris, 1060 nucleotides. Its product is annotated as NDR1/HIN1-like protein 3. The coding region runs from base 128 to 841 and encodes 237 amino acids. NCBI's taxonomy places the organism in Eukaryota, Viridiplantae, Streptophyta, Magnoliopsida, Lamiales, Oleaceae. The transcript has a single exon. The record is from RefSeq and is a predicted model, not a curated record. Gene Ontology annotation, biological process: defense response to other organism.
AAUUCAACCUUUCCCAUUCCAACACAAUCACGCCACUUCUCUAUAUAUACACUUCUUCUUAACCCACUUGUUCUCUCAUCAUCAUACCCACAAAUCUUAGUCAUUAUCCAAAUUAUUUUUCAGUACCAUGGGAGAGACCAGACAGCCACAGCUUAACGGAGCCUAUUACGGCCCUUCAAUUCCGCCGCCGUCCAAGUCUUACCACCGCCCAGGCCGCGGCGGUGGCGGCUGCUGCUGCAACCCCUUCAGCUGCUGCUGUAGUUGCAUAGCGAAUUGUAUUUGUACCUGCUUAUGCCAAAUCAUUUUCACUAUUCUCAUUAUUGUUGGCAUAAUUGUUUUGGUACUCUGGCUUAUUUUCCGCCCCAACACCGUCAAAUUCUACGCCAAUGAUGCCUCUCUGACGGAAUUCAAUUACAAUAACAACACGCUGCACUACAACUUGGCGCUCAAUUUGACGAUCAGAAACCCUAACAGGCGAAUUGGAAUUUACUAUGAUCGGAUCGAGGCAAGGGCCUUAUAUGAAGGCCAGAGAUUUGAUAGCGUUCAACUGACACCGUUUUAUCAAGGCCAUAAAAGUACCAAUUCGUUGAGGGCGGAAUUCAGAGGGCAAAGGGUUGUUUUACUCGGAAAUAGAGAGAUUUCGAACUAUAAUGAGGACAGGAAUUCUGGUAUGUUUGAUAUUGAAGUAAUGCUUUACCUGCGCAUUAGGCUGAAAUUCGGAUUUGUGAAAUCGACAAGAGUGAAGCCGAAUAUCGAGUGCGAUUUGAGGAUUCCUCUACGUUCCAACGGCACAUCAUCUGGAACUUACGAAUCGAAACGGUGCGAUUUCGAUUGGCGUUGAUUUUUAUCCGGAUUUUCAUCGAUCUGUGCACUUUCUUGUGCUUUUAUUGAGUAUCUGUUUCUUCAUUGAUUACUUUUCUUAUGAUUUUUUAGUAUAUGAUACAGUUUAUUAUUGUUUAUCAGUUCUGGAUUUCUUGGUUUUAGAACUACAUUUCGCAGGAUCAUUGAUUCUGAUUAUGUGUUUAUGUGAAUAAAUAAUGAGUUUAUAUUUCUCUGUUCA